ACCAAUGUUUACUUGUUUACUUUACCGUAAAAUGACCCAAACUUGACAGGUGCACUGACGAACUCGUCGCUGUCAGAAUAUCUCGGCUCCUUGUCUCGACCUGCGGGAGACAGGGCCUGGUGCAUUUUGGUCAUUUUUUGCAUUUUGUAAUUAAAUGGUGUCGGAGGUUUAGAAAGAUGGUGGAAGUUCUAGAGGCGGGGGACUAUGUCUCCAUCGCUGUCUACUUUGCCUUGGUGUUGGGCGUUGGAUUAUGGUCCACUUUCCGACCAAACAGAGACAGUACCGCCGGGUAUUUCCUGGCUGGAAAGGAGAUGCACUGGUUUCCGGUGGGCGCGUCCAUAUACGCCAGCAACGUUGGCGCCCCCAUGUUCAUCGGUCUGGCGGGAACGGCAGCGGCCGGCGGGUUUGCAUGUGCGAUAUACGAGUGGCAUGCCAUCUACCUGCUGAUCGCUCUUGGGUGGAUCUUCGUUCCUGUCUACGUCGCCAGCGGGGCGUUCACAAUGCCGGAGUACCUGAAGAAGAGGUUUGGGGGGAGGAGACUGAGAGUGUACCUGUCCGGCCUGGCCCUCGUCUUGUACAUCCUCACCAGAAUCACGGCUGAGGUGUACUCGGGCGCCAUCUUCAUCCAACAGCUGUUGGGGCUGAACCUCUACGUGUGUGUCGUCGUCAUCCUCGGCGUCACUGCCAUCUACACUGUGGCUGGCGGACUUGCUGCUGUGAUCUACACAGACACUCUGCAGACCAUUAUCCUGCUCAUCGCAUCCUUCAUCCUUAUGAUCAUCAGUUUCAUCGAGGUCGGUGGCUGGGAGCAGAUGAUGCGGAAAUACGUCAACGCUGCCACCAACUACACCCUGGCGAACCCAGACAAGUACAAGUGUGGGAUGCCUAGGGACGACUUCCUUCACAUCUGGAGGGACCCUGUACAAGGUGACCUUCCCUGGACGGGCACCGUGUUCGGGCUUACCACCCUCGGGCUGUGGGUGUGGUGCACGGAUCAGAUUAUGGUACAAAGAUGUCUAUCCGCCAAGAACCUGAGUCACGCCAAAGGUGGGUCCGUGUUCGCAGCCAUCCUCAAGAUCUUCAACUUCUUCCUGUGGAUUGUCCCCGGUAUGAUCAGCCGAAUCCUCUUUCCAGAUGAUGUCGCCUGUGCCGACCCCGACCACUGCGAGCGCGUCUGUCAGAACCGUGCCGGCUGCACCAACAUCGCCUACCCACUCCUAGUCCUCAGAAAAAUGCCCGUCGGUCUGAAGGGGGUGAUGCUCGCCGCCCUCCUCGCCGCUCUAAUGAGCUCCCUCACCUCCAUCUUCAACAGCGCCAGUAGUAUGUUCACCAUGGACAUCUGGAAGAGGUUCCGGACGAAGGCGUCCCAGGCCGAGCUGAUGAUCGUGGGGCGAGUGUGUGUCCUGGUGUUGAUCGGCGUCAGUAUCUUGUGGCUCCCCAUCCUCCAGGCGGCACAGAGUGGUCAGCUCUGGAGCUACCUCCAGGCGGUGUCAUCCUACACCGCCCCACCCUGGACCUGCAUCUUCCUCCUCGCACUCUUCUGGAACAGGACGACGGAGCCGGGUGCGUUCUGGGGUCUAAUGAUAAGUCUGGUGGCGGUAAUCCGGAUGGGGAUGGACUUCUCCUACCCGGCCCCCUUCUGCGGCAGCGAUGACGUGGACAACCGACCGGAAGUGCUAUCUAAAAUCGGUUUCCUUCACUUCGCCAUCAUCCUGUCUGGUGUAUCCGUCAUCUCAACUGUCAUCAUAUCUCUCCUGACGAAACCACGACCCCCAGAGAAGCUGCGUCGUGUCACGUGGUGGACCCGCCAUGACCCACUUGACCCCGAGGAGUCCGAUUCUGAUGGUGAAUAUAACGAUGAUGACGAUGAUGUCGACGAGCCGGCAGCUCCAAUACCAAAGAACAAGUCAGUGGGUCGGAAGCUCUACAACUGGCUGUGCGGUAUAGACGACAAACCCAAGCCCAAGAUCACCAAAGAGGAAAGGGCUCUGAUCAAGAAGAAGAUGACGUCAAUUGCCGAAAAUCCCCGAGCAAAGAAGAUUGCAAACAUCGCCGCUAUUCUGUCGGCGGUUGUCACAGCCUUCCUGCUUGGCUUCUUCUACUAGAGCUGCUAUACAACACCUGUUUUCAGUCAGGCAUUUCUUUAUCUCGUGUAGGUUUGGGCAAAGUAUCCUCAUUCAAUGGUUAGAUGGAGCAAUGGACAGUGGGGAUGUUGGAAUAUUUGAAAUGGUCUUUUGAUCUGAUUCAGGGUGAUUAUUAUUGCUUAUGAAACGGACAAUACAAUUAUGACAGUUUGGAUUUCUUGACAAACCCUUAGCAAAGACUACCUGCUUUAGGUUCAUUGGUCACCUGGGUUGCUGGAACUUUUUGAAAUGCUUUUUCGAUUUAAAGAUAAUCCUUUUUUGGUAAAAACACAAAUUGUAAAGAUGUGAAUCACUUCGGUCUCUGUUGAAUAGGAUUUAAGAUUUCUGUCAAAUUAGAACCUUUGGUUAAUAUUUAUGAGCAACAUAGGGAAUAGGACUGCCAUAAACUCAACACUGUCAGUCCACAUUCGUAAUUUGGUUUUAGCUGUGUUACCACUGAGUACACUUUCACUUGUACACUUAACGUAAAGUGUCUUUAUGUUCUGUACAUGUGUAUGUACUGCGAUCUUUCUAUGCGCUUUUUCGAAACAUAUUUUUGAUAGAGAACUCUCAGUCUGUUCAGGACCGCAGGGUAGCUGAGCGGGUAAAGGGCCCUUCUGUCGGAUAUGUGGCGCAAUGCGUGAAUCCCGGUUCUAGUGUCCAGGCUUGAAUGAUGCUGGGCUGUUGAUAAACGCGGCGUAACACCAUAUUUACUCAUGUUCACGCGAUGUUCAGACAAUUUCGUUUUCUCAGUGAAAAUACUUCAUCAGCCAUUCGGGGUGUGCGUGUGUUUUCAGAUGUUUAACUGCCAGUUCACUUAAGUGCCGAUACCAAGUGGUCUGUCCAAAACCACAAGUAAAUAUCCAAAUCCCAUCACACGUUUCCAACCACAGACAUGAAGAUAACAAAACUGCAUAUACACUUUAAUCUUAACGGUUUUGUGACCAAUUAAUGACUCAAAAGCAUUAUGUACAUUUGUACAGUUAAUGCAAAACUGAUUAUAUUCCCACCUCUAGUUUUAUUUUAUGGUUUAAACAAAAUAGUACGAUCAAUCAAAGCUAUAGGAGUUGUUUUGUGUUGAUAUUGUGAUAUUGUUCAUUUUUGUAAUACUAUAUUGUAAAUGUUUGUAAUACUCUUAGGCAAUAGAAUAUGUAUUUAUCAAGAUCAUCUACGUGAGGUGUAUACUAUAUAUUCAUAAAUGUAAAAUAAACGUUAUAACUGUG
This is a messenger RNA of Haliotis rubra (blacklip abalone), 3346 nucleotides long. Its product is annotated as sodium/glucose cotransporter 4-like. Gene Ontology annotation, biological process: transmembrane transport. Gene Ontology annotation, molecular function: D-glucose:sodium symporter activity. Lineage: Eukaryota; Metazoa; Mollusca; Gastropoda; Lepetellida; Haliotidae. Gene Ontology annotation, cellular component: plasma membrane. The record is from RefSeq and is a predicted model, not a curated record.